Molecule: messenger RNA, 2688 nt
Organism: Trichoderma aggressivum f. europaeum
Lineage: Eukaryota; Fungi; Ascomycota; Sordariomycetes; Hypocreales; Hypocreaceae
Product: CAZyme family GH2
Exons: 3
Coding region: 1-2688 (895 amino acids)
Biological process (GO): glycoprotein catabolic process; carbohydrate metabolic process
Molecular function (GO): beta-mannosidase activity
Source: RefSeq, a predicted model, not a curated record
AUGUCUCGGCAAAGCACUCAGCUGGUCAGCGGCUGGACCUUUAGGCAGCAUCAAGGUCCUUCGACGGAAUGGCUGCCGGUGGAAAAGGUGCCAACGCAGGUUCACACGGAUUUGCUGGCCAACAAAAAGAUUCCGGAUCCCUUUGUGGACCUGAAUGAACGAGCCGUUCAGUGGAUUGGCGACAAGGACUGGGAGUACAAAGUGACAAUUACCCCUGAUGCCGUGGAAGGUGAAAAUGUGACAAGAGACCUGGUAUUCAACGGUCUCGACACUUUUGCCACCGUCUAUCUCAAUGAUGAAAAACUGCUGGAGUCGGAGAAUAUGUUUGUCUCUUAUCGUGUAAAUGUCACAGACCGCAUCAGAGUCGGGUCGGAGAACACCCUCCGCAUCGUCUUUCACUCCGCCGUCGUCAGGGGUGAAGAGCUCAUCAAAGAGUACGGCCAUGAGCAUAAGUUCUACGUCCGACAGACUGAGAGAAGCCGUGUCCCGGUACGGAAAGCCCAGUACAACUGGGGUUGGGAUUGGGGCCCAAUUCUCAUGACAGCCGGACCUUGGAAACCCGUCACUCUCGAGACGUACGUUGCGAAAAUCGACGACGUCUGGGUUCAGAGCGAAGUCAGCCAGCAUCUUUCGUCUGUUUCCGGAUCCGUCCUCGCUCGGGUAGCUGGUGCUCCGAGCCAAGAUGCUCAAGUUUCGGUGACCCUGUCAUUAGAUGGCCAGACGGUGUUUCAACAGGCGGUAGAUGUUGCUUCGGCCAAAGAUGGACUGAUCAAGGUUCCGUUUAAGCUCGAGAAGCCCAAGCUUUGGUAUCCAAAGGGAUACGGAAGUCAGCCCCGUUACCAACUGGACGCCAAGCUCCACCACAAGGCUUCUAAUGCCAAAGAAAUCGACAGCCAAUCGAAACUGGUUGGGUUCCGACGAACCGAGUUAGUUCAAGAGCCGGAUGCUCACGGCAAAUCCUUUUAUUUCCGCAUAAACAACGUCGACGUGUUUGCUGGUGGCUCAUGUUGGAUCCCUGCCGAUAGCUAUCUCGCCGGGGUGCCCUCAGAGCGAUAUUACGAAUGGGCUAAGCUCAUGGCAGAGGGCAACCAAGUCAUGCUGCGAGUCUGGGGAGGUGGCGUUUACGAAGAGGAUGCUCUUAUCGAAGCUUGCGACGAGUUUGGUAUCUUGGUGUUCCACGACUUCCAGUUCGCUUGUGCAUCUUAUCCCGCCUACUCGUCCUAUCUGAAGACUCUGGAAGAGGAAGCGAGGCAGCAGAUCCAACGCCUGCGGACACACCCAUCCGUGAUCGCCUGGGCGGGCAAUAACGAGGACUACCAGGUCCAAGAGAGGUAUAAGCUCGACUAUGACUUUGACAACAAGGAUCCAGAAUCAUGGCUCAAGUCUUCGUUCCCUGCGCGGUAUAUUUAUGAGCACCUCCUGCCAACAUGGGUUGAGGAAGAAGAUCCAGGCAAGAUCUACCACCCUAGUAGUCCCUGGGGUGAUGGCAAGCCCACGGCCGACCCAACCGUUGGCGAUAUUCAUCAGUGGAACAUCUGGCACGGAGCCAUGAACAAAUACCAAGAGGCCGUCGGCAUGGGAGGCCGUUUCGUCAGUGAGUUUGGCAUGGAAGCAUAUCCUCAUCUUAGCACCACGCGUCGCAUGGCCAGCGACCCGGCGCAGCUCUACCCCGGCUCCAUGGUCCUCGAUGCCCACAACAAGGCCAUCGGCCACGAACGCCGCAUGAUCAGCUACGUCGUGGACAACUUCCGGCCCCGGCUCGAUCUCGGCGGCUACACUCACCUGACGCAAAUCGUCCAGUCAGAGACAAUGCGUGCCGCGUACAAGGCCUGGCGAAGACAAUGGGGCAAGCCCGGAGCCAGGCAAUGCGGCGGUGUCUUGGUGUGGCAGCUCAACGACUGCUGGCCGACCAUGUCGUGGGCCGUGGUGGACUACUACCUCAUCAAGAAGCCGGCCUACUACGCCAUCUCGCGGGCACUGCGUUCCGUCGACGUGGGCGUGCACAGGACGUUCCAUGACUGGACCCAGACGGGAGACUGGGUCGACAAGGACUCCGGCCUCGUCACCGGCCAGGUCGACCAGACCCUCCCAGCCCGCAAGGGAACCUUUGACGUCUGGGUCGUCAGCAACGACACCAAGCCCGUCGAGCUGAGCCUCGUCGUGCGCUUCGUCUCCGUCCGCUCAGGAAAGGACGUCGUCGACCCCAUCAAAUCCACAGUCACCGCCGCCGCAAACUCCACCACCGACAUCCUCCAGAGCAAGCCGCUCCCGCCGUCGAUCCCCAACCCGGAAGACCUCGCCAAGCCCUUCAACCUGGCCGAGUACGACCCCUACGUCGUGCACGCCACCAUCGCCGAUGCUUCCACCGGCGCCCUCGUCGCCCAGGAUACCGCCUGGCCCGAGCCCAUCAAGUUCCUCGACCUGUCUGAUCGGGGCAUCUCGUUUGAGGUUUCGCCCGCAAGGGACGAGGUCGUCGUUUCGGCCGACAAGCCCGUCAAGGGACUCGUGUUUGAAGAGGUGGAGGGGUUGAAGCUGAGCGAUAACGGCUUCGAUAUCGUGCCGGGCGAGAAGCACGCUGUCAAGGUGGAGGGCGCUCUGAAAGCGGACCAGUUGCUGUGGACGUGUGUUGGAGCCCCUGAGGCGUCGUUGACGAUUUCUGGAGCAUCUUCCUCGCUGCCCCUUCGAUAG